Bombus pascuorum is the source of this 2025-nucleotide messenger RNA. Its product is annotated as retinol dehydrogenase 11-like. NCBI's taxonomy places the organism in Eukaryota, Metazoa, Arthropoda, Insecta, Hymenoptera, Apidae. Bases 498 to 1478 code for a protein of 326 amino acids. The transcript has 4 exons. The record is from RefSeq and is a predicted model, not a curated record.
CCAUCGAAUUAUCUAAUGAAUACAAAUCACAUACGUACGCGCACGUAUGCACGCCUGCACGCAGUAACGCAUACAUAUGACAGAUCUGUUUAAUGAUAAAAAUAGAGUUAUCGUUAUCGUACAUAUUCGUUUAAUGUAUAAACUUUGCAUUAAUGGCUCUAUAAAAAACAACGAAUAUCAUAUAGUUUAAUUAAAAUAAUUAUUAUAUUAAAAUAUGAAAAAAGUUUGUUAUGUGUAACGAAGAUUAUGAUUAUUGCUCAAAUAUCUAUUUACAAUAGUUACUUUUGCAUUAAAACAAGAUGUAAUUUGUGAAGUAUAUGUGUAUAAAUUUAAUAUCGAAGUAUGUGAUAAAUAAGGUUAUUUUAUAAAACAAACAGAUUUCUAAAAUUCUGUUACUUCGUAAUUCAUAAUACGGCAUUGGGCAUAAAUUUUGACAAGUCAUUGUAUACAAAUAAAUAUUCCUUAAUUCAUACACAUGUGUAGUUCGUAAAGCAAAUAUGGUAUCUUCAUGGUGUUAUUUCAUUUUACCGGUAGUAUUACUUAUUGGAUUACUUCGAAAAUGUCGUGAACGUACAUGGGGAAAAUGUAAAAAUACAGACAGUUUACUAGGUCGAGUAUUCAUUGUGACAGGUGCUAACUCCGGAAUUGGUAAAGAAACGGUAAAAGAAUUGGCUAAAAGGAAAGCUACAGUUAUUUUAGCCUGUCGAUAUUUACAAACUGCUCAGAAUGCUAUAUCUGAUAUACGUACUCAAAUAUCUACUGGAAAAUUGGUACCAAUGAAAUUAAAUCUGGCAUCGUUUUCAUCCAUCAGAGAAUUUGUUGCAGAAGUAAUAGAAAAUUUUGCGGAGGUUCAUGUGUUAAUUAAUAAUGCUGGAGUAUAUGUUCCUUUUAAAGAACAUGCUUUAACUGAUGAUGGAUUUGAAAUUCAUUUUGGAGUAAAUCAUUUAGGGCACUUCCUGCUUACAAAUUUACUUUUGGAACAUUUAAAACGAAAUGGACCAAGCAGAAUUGUUAUUGUGACAUCUAAACUUUUUGAGUCUGGAACAAUUGAUUUUUCGAAUCUAAAUGGCGAAAAAGGUUUGGUAGUCAAAGGACGUAUGAAUCCUGCCUAUUGUAAUUCAAAAUUAGCAAAUACUUAUUUUGGUAUUGAACUUGCAAAACAAACAAAGAACAGUGGUAUUAAUGUAUAUAUGGUUUGUCCUGGAUUCACUUACACAGGAUUAUUCAGAAAUGUUAAAAGGAGUUGGUUUCACUAUAUUAUUUUUUCACCUGUUGCUCUAUUAUUUUUACGUACUGCGAAUCAGGGUGCACAAACUGUAUUACAUUGUGCAAUAGAACCUUCCUUAUCUAAUGAAAGUGGUAAUAUUUACCGUGAUUGUAAACUUUAUGUUUCAAAAAAGAAACUAGAUCCUGAUAUAGCACUGCGUUUGUGGGAUGUGAGUGCAAAACUGACUAAAAUUAAUGAAUCUUUAAAUUAAAUAUUUUAAUGUAUAUUAUACAUAUUGUUUUACUUUUAACAUAUUUAAUCACCAUUUUAUAUAUUUAUUUUUAUAUGUAAAUAUUAUAACGCAAUAACAUAGAUAAGAUAAAGACAUUAUUGCCAUAAAUCCUAUAAGAUAUAGUAAAAUAUUUUUGUUUUCAUUGUUACAAAUAAAAUAUUUUAUUGUAUAAUUUUUUAAAAUACUAGAAUGUUGAAAAUGUUGUCAUAAAUUUUAUUGAAUCCUCUUAAAAUUAUAGUAAAAGUAAAAAAGAUCUUCAAAAAUGCCAAUAAUAAAAAUUCUUAUAUUUUAGUCUUAUAAUAUAAUAUGUAUUCAAUAUGAAUUAUUCCACAUAUGAAUCAAAUUACAAGAAAAGGUUUUUUAUAUAUAAUAUUGUUCUUACAUUCAUUAUUAUACAUUGAGUAAGUUAAUAUGUGUAUCUACAUGUUUUGACAUGUAACUCAUUGUGUACGUAGUUAAAUAGAAUACUGUGAAUAGUAAACAAGAAUACUAAGUAGAAUAAUUUGAAGAUACCAUGUCAAACUAA